CUGCUCAUCGACAACUACGACUCGUUCACCUACAACCUCUACCACUAUCUCGCCGAGCUCGGCGCGGAGGUCCGGGUGGCGCUCAACGACCGGAUCAGCGCCGACAGCGUCGAAGCGCUCGGGCCGGACGCCAUCGUGGUGUCGCCGGGCCCCUGCACGCCCAAGGAGGCCGGUGUCUCCUGCGAGGUGAUCCAGCGGUUCGGCCAGCGAAUUCCCAUCCUGGGCGUGUGUCUGGGCCAUCAGUGCAUCGGCGCCGCCUACGGCGCUCGGGUGGUGCGCGCCGCCGAGAUCAUGCACGGCAAGAUGUCGAGAGGUACGAAAUCUGCGCCGCCGGAGAUCACAAAGAACGUGCCAGAAGUCUGGGAAAGCCCACCCACCCCUCCUCUCAUCGGGUAG
This is a messenger RNA of Geodia barretti, 396 nucleotides long. Lineage: Eukaryota; Metazoa; Porifera; Demospongiae; Tetractinellida; Geodiidae. The record is from the annotation of a GenBank genome assembly.